CGUCCGCGCUCCCCGGCCCCGGCCGGCCCGGGCCCGGGCCGCCGCCCCCGGCUGUCAGCCGGCCGGGACUGCGCCGCCGCUCCCGCGUGCGGCGUGGGGCUCCCAGCGCGGAGCCCGGGGUUUGUUUACGUCCGGGCGGGCGCCCCGGGGCCACCCGCAGACCCCGCAGCAGCCCCUAUCUUUUGUGUGCCUGCAGGAGCGGCGCGGACCGGCCCUCCGGGGCCGGGUGCCCGGGUAGGGGUGCUUUGGGGAAACUUGCGGGGGGCGGCCGGCGCCCCGCGCGUGGAUCCUGGGGGUCGGGGCGCCCCGCGGGCGGGGGUGCGUGUGCCAGAGGAGGGCUACAACUUUCCCCGAGUGGAGGCCCGGCUCUGCGCCCCGGCGCGCAGUCUAUCUGGGCCGGGGGCGCUUGCUCCCCGCCGCCUCUCCGGGUGGUCCUCGCCUCGCGCCCGGGGGCUCCCGCGGCCCCCAGUGACCCACCCCCGUCUCUCCGAUCGUCUCCUCCGGGGCCCUGCCCUCCCAGUAGGGUCCGCGGGCGCGAUGGAGCGCGCGGCAGGUCCACUCCGAAAUGCCUACUCCGAUCCGGCUCGUGAAAGCAAAGCCCCGGGGGCCCCGGGGGCCCCGCUGGACUGUGGCGUGCGGGGCUGUGGUCCGAGCGCCGAGCCCCGGGCGCCGAGGGGGGCUCAUGCUGGUGCUCCCCAUCCGGCGCCCGAGCCGCUGCGGUGCCCAGGGGGCGCGUUCCUGCCUGCCAUUCCUCAUCCAGAGGAACGGCGCGCCCUCGGGGUCCGCCCGGGACCUGCCAGCUCCGCGCUCGCGGCGCCUGGACAGCCCCGGGACUCUGCCAGGUGGAUGUUGUGCGUAGUCGAAGCCGAGUUGAAGAGGGAACUCGAUGCCACCGCAACAGUAUUGGCGAACCGGCAAGAUGAAAGCGAGCAGUCCAGAAAGCGGCUCAUUGAGCAGAGCCGCGAGUUCAAGAAGAACACUCCAGAGGAUUUGCGCAAGCAGGUAGCGCCGCUGCUGAAGAGCUUCCAAGGGGAGAUUGAUGCACUGAGUAAAAGAAGCAAAGAAGCUGAGGCAGCCUUCUUGAAUGUCUACAAAAGAUUGAUCGAUGUUCCAGACCCCGUACCAGCUCUGGACCUCGGGCAGCAGCUCCAACUCAAGGUACAGCGCCUACACGACAUCGAAACGGAGAACCAGAAACUUAGGGAAACGCUGGACGAAUACAACAAAGAGUUUGCUGAAGUGAAAAAUCAAGAGGUUACGAUAAAAGCACUUAAAGAGAAAAUCCGAGAAUAUGAACAGACUCUGAAGAACCAAGCAGAGACCAUAGCUCUCGAAAAGGAACAAAAGUUACAAAAUGAUUUUGCCGAGAAAGAGAGAAAGCUACAAGAGACCCAAAUGUCCACCACCUCAAAGCUGGAAGAAGCCGAGCAUAAAGUUCAGACUCUGCAAACAGCCCUGGAAAAAACUCGAACAGAAUUAUUUGACCUGAAAACCAAAUAUGAUGAAGAAAUUACUGCCAAGGCCGACGAAAUUGAGAUGAUCAUGACGGACCUUGAAAGAGCAAACCAGAGGGCAGAGGUGGCCCAGAGGGAGGCAGAGACCUUGAGGGAGCAGCUCUCGUCGGCCAACCACUCUCUCCAGCUGGCCUCGCAGAUCCAGAAGGCGCCGGACGUGGAGCAGGCCAUAGAGGUGCUGACCCGCUCCAGCCUGGAAGUUGAGCUGGCGGCCAAAGAGCGGGAGAUCGCCCAGCUGGUGGAGGACGUGCAGCGACUCCAGGCCAGCCUCACCAAGCUGCGGGAGAACUCGGCCAGCCAGAUCUCCCAGCUCGAGCAGCAGCUGAGCGCCAAGAACAGCACCCUCAAACAACUGGAAGAAAAGCUCAAAGGACAGGCUGACUAUGAAGAGGUGAAGAAAGAGCUCAACAUCCUGAAAUCCAUGGAGUUCGCACCCUCCGAAGGAGCUGGGACGCAGGACGCAUCCAGGCCCCUGGAGGUGCUGCUGCUGGAGAAGAACCGCUCGCUGCAGUCCGAGAACGCCGCCCUGCGCAUCUCCAACAGCGACCUGAGCGGGUCAGCCAGGAGAAAAGGGAAAGACCAGCCUGAGAGUCGGCGUCCUGGACCUUUGCCGGCCUCCCCUCCUUCUCAGUUGCCCCGAAACACGGGGGAGCAGGCUUCCAAUACUAAUGGUACACACCAGUUCUCACCAGCGGGGUUAACGCAAGACUUUUUCAGCUCAGCCCUGGCAAGCCCCAGCCUACCCCUGGCUUCUACGGGAAAAUUUGCACUAAACUCUCUCCUCCAACGACAGCUAAUGCAGUCCUUCUACUCCAAGGCCAUGCAGGAAGCAGGAAGCACAAGCAUGAUUUUUUCAACAGGUCCAUACAGCACAAACUCCAUAUCUUCCCAAAGUCCAUUACAACAAAGCCCAGAUGUAAAUGGCAUGGCCCCAUCUCCCAGCCAAUCAGAAAGUGCUGGGAGCGUCUCCGAGGGCGAGGAGAUAGACACUGCAGAAAUCGCCCGGCAGGUGAAAGAGCAGCUGAUCAAGCACAAUAUCGGACAGCGCAUUUUCGGACAUUACGUCUUGGGACUGUCUCAAGGGUCCGUGAGCGAGAUUCUGGCCCGGCCCAAGCCCUGGAAUAAACUGACGGUUCGCGGCAAGGAGCCCUUCCACAAGAUGAAGCAGUUCCUCUCGGACGAGCAGAACAUCCUGGCUCUUCGCAGCAUCCAAGGCAGACAAAGAGAGAAUCCAGGCCAGAGCCUGAACAGACUAUUUCAGGAAGUACCGAAACGAAGAAAUGGGUCUGAAGGUAACAUCACCACCCGGAUCCGAGCCUCAGAGACCGGGUCCGACGAAGCAAUCAAGUCCAUCCUGGAACAGGCCAAAAGGGAGCUGCAAGUGCAGAAAACCGCAGAGCCGGCCCAGCCCUCCUCCACGGCCAGCGGCGGGAACUCGGACGACGCCAUCCGCUCCAUCCUGCAGCAGGCCCGCCGGGAGAUGGAGGCGCAGCAGGCCGCCCUCGACCCCGCCUUAAAGCAGGCGCCGCUGUCGCAGGCCGACCUCACCAUCCUCACCCCCAAGUUGAUCGCCCCCGCGCCCACGUCGUCGGUGUCCAGCUACUCCCCGCUGGCCAUCUCCCUGAAGAAGCCCCCCUCGGCACCCGAGCCCAGCGCCCCCGCUCCGCCCAACGCCCUGGCCCUGAAGAAGGAGCCCCAGGACGCGCCCGGGCUGGACCUCCCGGGCGCCGCCGACUCUGCACAGGGCGUCCUGAGACACGGAAAGAGCGAGCUGGGCCGAGGUGGCAGUGGCGGCGUGUGGAAGGACCACUGGUGGGGCGCCGUCCAGCCCGAGAGGAAGAGCAGUGCUCCCCCCGAGGACCCCAAGGCUGAAGAAGCUGGUGGCGGCGGCUGCGGCAGCAGCGGCGGGAAGGAGAAGGGCGGCGGCCAGGCGCGGGCCGAGCGCGGCCAGCUCCAGGGCCCCUCCUCGGCGGAGUACUGGAAGGACUGGCCCAGCGCCGAGUCGCCCUACUCCCAGGGCUCGGAGCUGAGCCUGACCGGAGCCAGCCGCAGCGAGACGCCCCAGAACAGCCCUCUGCCCUCCUCCCCGAUCGUGCCCCUGUCCAAGCCCACCAAGCCCUCGGUGCCCCCGCUGACCCCCGAGCAGUACGAGAUCUACAUGUACCAGGAGGUGGACACCAUCGAGCUCACCCGGCAGGUGAAGGAGAAGCUGGCCAAGAACGGCAUCUGUCAGAGGAUCUUCGGGGAGAAGGUGCUGGGCCUGUCCCAGGGCAGUGUCAGCGACAUGCUGUCCCGGCCGAAGCCGUGGAGCAAGCUGACCCAAAAAGGCCGCGAACCCUUCAUCCGGAUGCAGCUCUGGCUGAAUGGCGAGCUGGGCCAGGGUGUCCUGCCCGUCCAGGGGCAGCAGCAAGGGCCAGUCCUCCACUCCGUGACGUCGCUCCAGGACCCCCUACAGCAGGGCUGCGUGAGCUCAGAAAGCACUCCAAAGACCUCGGCCAGCUGCAGCCCUGCGCCUGAGUCACCCAUGAGCUCGAGCGAAUCCGUGAAGAGUUUGACCGAACUGGUCCAGCAGCCCUGUCCCCCCAUUGACACGAGUAAGGAUGGCAAACCGCCGGAACCCAGCGACCCGCCCGCUUCAGACUCCUCCCAGCCCGCCACCCCGCUGCCCCUCUCCGGGCACUCGGCCCUCAGCAUUCAGGAGCUGGUAGCCAUGUCCCCAGAGCUGGACACCUACGGCAUCACCAAGAGGGUCAAGGAGGUGCUGACCGACAACAACCUCGGUCAGCGCUUGUUUGGGGAGACCAUCCUAGGACUCACCCAAGGCUCCGUCUCCGACCUCCUCGCUCGCCCAAAGCCCUGGCACAAGCUCAGUCUGAAGGGACGGGAGCCCUUUGUCCGCAUGCAGCUGUGGCUGAAUGACCCCAACAACGUGGAGAAGCUGAUGGACAUGAAACGCAUGGAGAAGAAAGCCUACAUGAAGCGGCGGCACAGCUCGGUCAGCGACAGCCAGCCCUGCGAGCCCCCCUCCGCUGGCAUCGACUACAGCCAGGGCGCCAGCCCCCAGCCCCAGCACCAGCUGAAGAAACCCCGAGUCGUGCUGGCCCCUGAAGAGAAAGAAGCUCUGAAACGAGCCUAUCAGCAAAAGCCAUACCCGUCACCAAAAACCAUCGAAGAACUCGCCACCCAGCUCAACUUGAAAACCAGCACCGUCAUCAACUGGUUCCACAAUUACAGGUCUCGGAUCCGCAGAGAACUGUUCAUUGAGGAGAUUCAGGCCGGGAGCCAGGGCCAGGCCGGGGCCAGCGACUCGCCCUCGGCCCGGAGCGGCCGGGCAGCGCCCAGCUCGGAGGGCGACAGCUGCGACGGCGUGGAGGCCGCCGAGGGCCCGGGCCCCGCGGACGCCGAGGAGUCGGGCGGCCCCGCGGCCGCCGCCAAGUCUCAGGGAGGGCCGGCCGAGGCGGCCGCGGCCCCGGAGGAGCGGGAGGAGGCGCCGCGGCCGGCGGAGAAGGCGGAGCCGCCGCCCUCCGGGACCCCGGGCCCGGACGCCACCGACGACGAGGGCCGGCCCCGGGCGCCGCCGCCGCCGCCGCCCCCGCCGCCGCCGCCGCCGCCGCCGGAGGGCCCCGCGGACGGCCCGGGGCCCGUGCCAAACCCCGCGGCCGCGCCCGCGGCCGGGGAGGACGCCGCUACCUCAGCCGCCCCGCCGGGGGAGGGCCCCUGCAGGGCCCGGGACGGCGCCGACAGGAGUUCCGCUUUGCCAAGCACCAGCGCGCCGGCGGCCGCCCGCAGGGCCAGCUCACUGCAGAGCCUCUUCGGCCUCCCCGAGGCGGCGGGCGCCAGGGACUCGCGAGACAACCCCUUGAGGAAGAAGAAGGCCGCGAACUUGAACAGCAUAAUCCACCGCCUGGAGAAGGCCGCCAGCCGGGAGGAGCCCAUCGAAUGGGAGUUCUGAGAGGGCGCCGCCCGCCCGUCCGCCGGGCCGGGCCGCGUCGGGCCGAGCUGGGCCGAACCGGGCCGGGCAGGGCCGGGCAGAGGGGCGGGCGCCGACGCCGCGGCCUGGACCGUGUUGCGCACUUACCGCCCUGCGGGCCACAGGGCAAAAUCGCCAUAGGCCAAGGUGCAUAUAGAAAACAAAGGAGCAUUAAGCCCAAUCUAUGUCGUGUUUUCAAGGAAGAAAACGGAAAUGUGUAGUCGAGCUUUUUUGUACCCUGAAGUGUUUUUUUUAAUUGCCCUAAGUGAUUUCCACAGGUUCUGGAAUAACUCUUACAGCUUUGCCUUGCGCCCUCCUCUUUGGUGUGGGCUUUAAAAAAAAAAAAAAAUCAAACCCACAUAUUAAAAGGGGGCUUUUUAUCUGCCAUCUAAUGGCUUCAGAGCGAUAAUACACUAUUAUCUUCUUAAACCAGGAAAAAAGGGGGGGGGGAUUUUUCAGAAAAAUUUAAAAAGAAAGUUUUUGUAGCUGUUCAGUUGCCACUAAGAGAUUGCACAGUCAAACCGACUCUAAACACACUAGUUUGGAUUCCUAAAUAUUUUCAAGUAAAGAAUCUUCUCCUUUGAAACUUUGAAUUAAAAGUAAAACACAUUUACUCCACAUAUUUUUUAACAAAAAAGAAAAGUCACAUCAGGAAAAUAUCUGAUUUUGUGGUAGCUGACGUAGUGUUUUCUUGUACGUGAAUAGACUCCUGACAUGUAGUGCACAUUGAUCCAUAGCUUUAACUGACUCUGGGCUUUUGCUGACCAGGGUUUGUUUAAUACACUCCAUUCUAGGCCAAAUCAGGACAAAAAGGAAAGAUCCGAAUCUAGGUAUUUUAUAAUCUGCUUUUUAACCUCUAACCGCAGAGCACGCUGAUCAGACCUCAUAUCUCGGAGGUGUAGGAGACAAGUUAGAACUGUAGCAUGUACCCGUUCAUUUUGUUUAAUUUAUGGUGUCUUACGUCUGUGUUAGUGUGUCUGCACACGUGCGAGCGUUGAAAGGAAGGAGGAAAGAGUAGGCCGCGAAGGUCGCCGCAGGCAUUUCUGGGGCCCGCCCCUCGCCCCUCGUAGGCAGCAGUCUUUCCGUGACACAGAAGGCACCACACCUCACACCACUCUCCCGGGCGCCUGAUGGACUGAGCCCCACCAGGGGACGCCACUCCCUGGGCCUGGGCAGGGCUCACGAGCACUCUCUCUCUCUCUCUCCCUCUCCCUCUCUCUCUCUCUCCCUUUCUUCCCACCACAAGCACUGAUGACUGUUGACGUCGUGGGAAGCCUCCUUCCUUCCCUGCAGAAGAGAGAACGUGGCAGUCUGGGCUCGGCUCCCACCCCCGUAGAGAUGCCCAAACUCACACCAAAACGUCGAUGCUCUUCCCUUCCAGACUAGACCAUUGGCCCUCCAUCCAUUUCGCCUCUUGGAACGUUCUUUUCUGCACAGUUUAGGGCAGUCGAAGUACAAAUCAAAAGUCUAACUUGUCUCUGAUUCCUCCUGUCGUCUAUGUGUAUAUGCGUGAGAACAGAGGUGGAUGAGAGUGUGCGUGUGUGCGUGUGUGCAAUUUUAUACGUCUGUGUAUUUUCUUAAGUACCUGUGCACACAUAGAGUGCAUUACUGCCACCUUUUUUCAAUAAGCUGUUUUAUCAGUUAUGGCUUCUACAAGUUUGCUAAUUUAGACUCCUUUAUUGCCAUAUCUUUAAACUAACAAUAGAUGAUUUCGGUAUAUAUAUAUAUUUUUUUUUGCUUAUUUAUAGGUGCUGUAUUUUAUUAUCUGAUUGUUAGGAAGGGAUGAAAGGGGCAAAUAUUCUUUAGAGGGAUAGACUGCCGGCAGUAUUGGGUAUAAUUUACAAGAUGUAGUUGUCAUACUGUAUAUUACUGAUUGAAAACUUUUUGACCGUAUUGUGUAUCAUUGAAACCUUUGUCUUAGGUCAACAUCUUUGGAUGACAUUUUAAUGGUGCAUUCAUUAUUUCUUAAGUUUAAUUAAUAUUACCUUUUUUUUGAUUUGGGGGGGUGGGAGGGAGUUCUAAUUUUAAAGGUAUGCUCCCGCUAUUACACCUCAGUGUGCUUGUAUUAAUUAACUUGUAGGACUUUGUAAGAUGUGAAACCACAUUUCUUGCAUGAUGUUUUAGAAAUUAUGUAUUUCAUUUACAGUCUUUUUAACCUGCGACUGCAGCACUUAGUUCAAGUUUUCACAAACUUAAGAGUCACUACACUAAAGACAAUGCCUUUUCAUGAAUGAGAAGUUUUCAGAAGGCUCUAGGAGGCUGGGAGGCAGGCCGUUUGUCUUUUGAUGGUUGCAUAUCACCUCUGAACUUGAAAUCUGGUUCAGUGAGCAGAGAAUUCAAAACGGAGGAGCUUAAGGGGAAACCGGAUUCACAUCUGGCUGAAUUCAGGUGCACUGAGCAGAGUUGGCAUUUGUGCCCCUCAGGACAGUGAGUAGCAGAGCCCCUGGCAGGACUGUGGUGUCCUCUCCACGAGAACCUCGAGGAGGAAUGUGUGGUCAUCGCGUGUGAUGAAUCUCCAAAUACCUGGCUUUCAUUAGACGCAAAGCAGGGCGCUAGCAGGGCAGACUAGGGUAGCGUUUUCGUUUGAAAGGCAUGACUGUUAUUUACUAAGGUGUUAAAUCGGAGGAAAUUGAAAAAGUCUAAAUCUGUCCAUCCUAGUGGCCAAAUAGUAACGUCUAAAACAGCCGCCUUGGCUCUUCCAGGCAGUUUCGUCAUUUUUGUUGGUUUCGGUUUCUUUAACUAGGGUACUGUUGAUUUCCAUUCUAUCUCUGUGGCCAGACGUAACAUCUGGGUGCUCGAUACAAUCAGUUGGUUCAAGUUUGCUUGCAGUUCCAUGUUCGUAUUUUUUCUCUAUUUAUUUUUUUUUUUUAAUGGCGAUCCCAACCCUAUGAUCUCUUGUGUUAAGCUAUCUAUCGCUAUCUGUCAUACUCUGAAGAGCUGCCACUAACUAACAGGAACCUGGAGGGGGGAGCGGGCCCCUCCUCUUUGUGCCCCUCAGCUUGAGUCCAAGGGUUGAUCUUUCAUCUUGAUAAGCAAUAUUCAAGUGCCUUGAACAGCGUCCUCUCCGCGGGGUUUACCUUCAGCUGGCUGGCGUUCCAAGCAGUAGCUCCCACAGGCAGCUGCCCCCUUCCUCUUUACGCUCCACCAGUUUAAAAAGCUGAUUUGUACCUCUCCCCUGGGGAAAACGGUUCCGUAGAAAACACUAACACUUAAUUACAAGCUCCAUUAUAACCAUCUUAAAUGGCUUCUUUUGGUUAAUUGGAGGCAGUGUUCCUAACUUCAGGUUUUUGCCAUUGCUUAGCCGGCUCAGUGGAGGUUCAGCGUGCAGCGAGUGUCCGCCUUCAGCCUCUUGACCCUUGGCUCCUGCUCACGUCCCCACGGGGCGUCUCAGAUGGAAGGGGUGUGGGUUCUGUCCUAGACCCGCGCCCGCUCACUCGUGCCACCUGGCUCCCAGAGGACCUCUCCCCUUGAACUUCUGGGUCGAGAUGUCUGUGAUGUCUGCCUACCAGCGCGCCCUUGUUUAGCAAGGAUUAUCACAGCCCUGUAGCUCCGCUCGGUGUUUCGCCGAGCCCACCCCGCUGAAGCACAUCACGAGACACGGUGGCUCAGGGUCGGCAGAUUUGGAAGGAAGCUCCAGGAAAUGGCAGGAUCUUGACUCGUGUGACUGCUCUCAGGCCAGGGCCACCAAGUCUGGGAAAGUGACUGAGGCCGCAGGCUAACCAGCCAUGACCUCUCUCGAACCGUUUCCCUACACUUCCAACGCACAGGUGCCUCCCUGCUCAUCGCCCUCCUGUGCGCAGCUUCGUUUUUCUCCCCCAUUGAAAAGCCAGACAUGCUGGUCGGUGGUCCAGAUCCAGAGUACAGCAGGGCUUUGGGGGACAUGUUCCUCUGUGCCCCCUGCCGCCAGCAGUGAGAGACCCUCCCAGGCCCAGCCAGCAGCCCCAGGAGGAAGGAAACACCCAAAGGCCUCCCCCACCCGGGGCCACACCAGCCCUGCAGCCCGGAGCAGGCCAAGCGCAGGACAGGUUUUACGCACGCUCUGGCAUCUGACUACCCUAAGGUCACCCAGCAGUCCUGUCCUAAGAGAUUGAGCUGAGAGUCCCCAGACGGUCCCAUCUGCAGGCAGGUACCUUCCUGGCUCACGUGGGACCAGACGUCUCUGUCCCCCCUGAACUCACCUCCUUUCACGCAGGGGUGAUCAGCGAACUCUAUUGACUUUCUAUGCAAUGUUUUUCAUUCCUCUGACUGUAGAACAGACCUCCCUGCAAACAGCAGAGGAGCCAGGGGAACAGAACACAUGUCCUUCUGGGAUUAGCACAAAGUGAGACAGUGACAGGGGCUGUAGGUCUUGAGCUGGGGGACAACAGCCUUCACCUUAAAUGCACUUUGGCAGGCACCUCUGGACUGGCUCUAAAAACAAGACUCUGCCCUUAGCCGGCGCAAGCCGCUGCCCUCUGAGGCCAGCGAGCCAGCUGGCGGGAGACGGAGCAGGCGAGGUCCCGGCGUGCAUGCGUGGCGAGCGUGGUGGGCUGGUAGCCGCACCCCUUCAGGCUGGGCGUUCGGCUCCCCCCCGGGUGUCAUCCUCAUCUGUCCCCUUCUACCUCACUGAGCAUGCUCCCGCGAGACCUUACCCCUCGCCCCCCAGAGCUGUCAGGCAAGUGAGAUUGGGGAAGCGAAAAAUCUAGAAGCCUGGUGUCUGUGAGCAUCUCUUGGCCUGGUGGGCAGGUGGCUUCCCUUUUUUGUGACACAGCUGUGCCCCGCGAGGCCCACGGACUUUUCUCUUGGCUUCCACCUGUUCCUGAAACUCUCACAGCUGUUUCCUUUGCAGGCAGGCGCGGCCUCGCGCCUCGGAGCGUCUCGCCUUGGGCCUGCCUGUGCCCUCUGGCCAUUCCUGUCCAGCUGUUUCGGUCCGUCACAGCCCUCUCCCUGCCCUGGGCUGCCCCUCGGCGGCCCUCUGAGGACACUUCCCUGGGAUUCCUUCCCGGCACGGGGGGGACUCUGUCAUCUCUGGCCCUGGGACGUUGUCAUUUCAGCCCUUCUGUGAGAAGCAUCCCAGGGACAGGAGAGGAUCCGGCCUUCUCCAGCCCACAUGUAUGGUCUUUGGUCACGUGACCCUUUCUCCCUAAAACUAUAUAGGCCGCUUUCCACACCGAGCCGAAGAAGAGCAGCUCCCGGGGCUGCUGGGUGGAUGUGGGGCCACCCACGCUGGUGUCCAAAUGAGAGGAAUCGGGAAGGACCCCGCGUGUGGAAAUCGUGCCGCUUGGGCCUUGAUGGCGCGCGGGGAGCCUUCUUGAACCCAGUCCAGCUCCUGUCGCAAGCAGUAAGAGCUGGCCUGGGAUCCCGACGUGAUGUAUGUCUAGUCCCCAGUGCGCUGACUGUCGGCCUGGCCAGCAUACCUGCUUGCUAAGGGGAUGGGCCCCUCUCCCACUACCAUGCCCGUCCGUUUCUGCCUUUUCGUAGAUGAAAACUACCGGGACAAGAAGGGAAAGCAAGUUCCCAGUUAGAGUGCUGAGAAGGUCCAGCCUGCGAGACUCUUGAGAGAUGUACUGAGCGCCGAGGCCAGAGCACUCGGGUUGCACGGAGGCUGGAGGUGGCAGAGGAGGGGUGCGGGGCGCGGCGGGCCGAGCAUGAAAUGAGCCCUGCCCCAGAGUCUGCCCUACUCUGGCAGCCCCGGCAGCCCGGGGACCUCACCCCUGGUCAGGGAGAAGGAAAUAGGAUUUCCGCCCACCUCCCUGUGGGUCCCCUGGCCGGACCUGCCCCCACCGGCCCAGGCCCGACCACCCGCCUCCAUCCCCACCUCCCCUCCAAAGAGACGUACGCACUGACAGUGGCCUCCUCCCUGUUUUCAUUUUUGGAUGAAGUGACAUUUAGCUUUAACAAGACAUUUCCAAAGCGCCUAGUCUCCUCCAGAAUGCUAACUUUAAAAGUUGGGCAUGGCAGGUGAAGAACCUAUAAAAAAAAAAAAAAAAUUUUAAACUUAAAAAAAAAUUUUUUUAAAGACAUUAGGCUAGGCAUAAAUGUCCACUUCCCCAUCCCCGUUAUUAAACGUUUAAAAUACCUUUGAGUUGCUUUUCCUGGAUCAUUUUAGUUUAUCCAAUAAUGUUAAAAUGCAUAGGCUGCGUGACUGUAAUUUCUGUAGUGUUUAGGCUUUAAUUUCUACCACAAAAUGUGCUAUAUGCUAUGUAUCAAGCUUUCUGUGAUCAGAAAGGAAAGGUGCCUUAUAUCCCAAUGUCACGGCUACAUCCCUAUGGAAAAUAAUCAGAAGCACAGUGUGUACAGAAGCAUUGGGGCUUCCGCUGGUGAAACCAGACGCCAGUCAGCAAGAUGCAUUGAAGUGGCACGGGGCUGCUUUUGUUUUAUGCUUCCUUUCUUCUCCUUUUUCAUUUUUUCUCCUCCCGCCCCCCCCCCCCCGCUUCUUUUUUCCUUUGUUCGUAGUUUGCUUUAAACAGAAAGCACUUAAAUAGAGGAUUAUGUGUAAAAGCUCUGUGCAAUAGAAAUCAUUUUCCUUCUUUUUAAGAGAUAAUGUAUUGCACACCAAAUGAACUCAAAGUAAGCUUUAGACCAGGACGAUUCAGGUUGUGGAUGCGUAGAAUGAGUUUGUUCACUGUAGUUCCGUUUGUUCACGAACUGAUGGGAAAACAGGCCUCCCUCCACCGCCUCCCCCCCACCCCCGCCCGCCGCCACCGUCGCCACCGCCGCCGCCGCCGCCACGCAUCUCAGCCUGCCUCUUGCUGACCCCCAGGCUCCGUGUGUAGGGCCCACGGGCGCCCCCCAGAACUGCUGGCUGGGUGGCAGGUGGGCAGGGAGGGGCAGUCUGCGACCCAGCCGCUGAGAACCCUCCCGAGGGCAAGACCACCGCCAUCCCCUUCCAGCCCUUAGCGUUCCUCGUUGAGAUGGAUUGACUGCUACUGACCCGCCAGCGUGCGAGAGGGUAAUUAUAAAAGGAUGUUUCCUUGAGGGGAAAAAAAAAAAAAAGAAAUUCUAUCCUCUUCUAUUUAUUAUUAGGUUGAUCAUUUAAGUACGUAUCAGGAGUGUGUUGUUGUUCUGUGUGUUGUUGUUGUUUUUAUGAAUGCUUUUUGCUCUCACUCCAGUGGUGACUGUCUUCUGCCUCCAGCCCUCCCCCGCCCCAAACCACCCAAGGGCCUGGGGCGGGGGGCGCGGGGCGUGCAGAGGGGGCGUCUCCAGCAGAAGCAGUGUCUCCCGAGGAGCCGCGCGGCAACGGGUGGUCUCCACGUGGCUAACGUGUCAGAGCGAGAGAGUCGAUGCCCAGCAGUGACAAAACCUACCAGUGUGAGGAGGGGCCGGGUUGCAGGACACUCGUGGGCGGGGCUGCAGGGGAGACUCAGAGAAAGCCGAGUUCAGUUCCCCCAAAGCCUCCUAGAGCCUCUGGUAAGACUUCUGGGUUCAUGCCGCGUCGGGAGCCCCGCUCAGGCCCGCCUGCCGCUCGACGUGGUUUCUGGCGAGGCUCCUGCGAGCUGACGAGCUCCAGUUGGCUUUCGUUGCUGUCGUUGUUUUUCCGGGCCACAAAGUCGGUCCAGAUCAUCUCGUGGAACAACCGCGGUUCUUCGUCAGGUUUUGGCUGGAGGACCCCCGCCCCUUGCCGGGUCCCGUGGACGUGGCUCCGUGGGGCGGGGGCUGAGGCCAGGGGCACCUGCUGGCUUGCUCCUCGGGUGUGAGGGCCGAGGCCAGGCCCCGCCGCCCCGGAGCUGGAGCUCCCUCGGGGGCCCCCCAACCCCUGCCUCGCUUUCCGGGCCUGACUCUUCCCUCCUCUGCCAUCGUGUCGGGUCCGACGCUGUCGUCUUGGAAAGAAAGGCCUCCGGUGAAAUAAGAGCCCCCGUCCCCUCCCCCCAAAGGUUUUCAUCUCCCUCGAAGUAGUCUAUGCAUUUCUCUCUCUCUCUCUCUCUCUCCCUCUCUCUCUCCCUCUGGAACCGUUUUCUGCCUCUUCCCUUGAGAAAACGGGCCUCUCGGGUCCCACCCACUGAGACCCCCUCAGAAAAUGCUGUGCAUUUUGGAGACGUGAGGAUCCGUUCAACAUUCUGCAGGCAUUUGCAAAUAGCCUGUCCGAAAAGCGGGACAAAGCGAGCAGACGAGGUGGUGUCCCCCGCGUCCCUUUCCACUGAGUAAGACCUCGCUCUUUGCGAUUGUGCAAUAAACUACUUGCCCUGAGAGCGGGUGGCCACGCUCCUGCCCAGACUACUAACUAACACAGCACAGGACGGCCCCGUCGAGCGAGCGGCGGGCCUCUUCCAGAAGACUCCUAAUAAGCUCAGCUUCCCCCCCACCCCCGCCCCCUGCCCCUGGCCCCUUGUAUUGUGGUGUCUUACAUUUUAGCAGUAUUUUAUAUUUUCUGUAACGCACUAAGUCUUAGAUGUUUCUAGAGCGCGUCUGUUCAUACUCACAAUCACAGACCUUUUUUUUUUUUCUCUUUUAAUCCUCACAAAUGACCCGAUUGACCAAAAAAAGAAAAAAGAAACAGAAAAAAAAAAAAAAAAAAA
Sus scrofa (pig) is the source of this 13979-nucleotide messenger RNA. It is a transcript of the gene CUX1, whose product is annotated as cut like homeobox 1. Gene Ontology annotation, cellular component: nucleus; Golgi membrane. The record is from RefSeq and is a predicted model, not a curated record. Gene Ontology annotation, biological process: regulation of transcription by RNA polymerase II; intra-Golgi vesicle-mediated transport. NCBI's taxonomy places the organism in Eukaryota, Metazoa, Chordata, Mammalia, Artiodactyla, Suidae. Gene Ontology annotation, molecular function: RNA polymerase II transcription regulatory region sequence-specific DNA binding; DNA-binding transcription factor activity, RNA polymerase II-specific.